Messenger RNA from Camarhynchus parvulus, 4046 nucleotides. RefSeq names its product Rho guanine nucleotide exchange factor 26 (gene ARHGEF26). Gene Ontology annotation, molecular function: guanyl-nucleotide exchange factor activity; protein binding. The record is from RefSeq and is a predicted model, not a curated record. The transcript has 17 exons. NCBI's taxonomy places the organism in Eukaryota, Metazoa, Chordata, Aves, Passeriformes, Thraupidae. Bases 1 to 3912 code for a protein of 1303 amino acids. Gene Ontology annotation, biological process: activation of GTPase activity.
AUGUUUGCAAAGGGCAUUUUCAAUAAAGGGCAGCUGGCUCUUUAUGGCUUCCUCACGGGCCUGCAGCCUGGCCCCCAGCGCCAGCUGGGCAUCCCCCGGCGGCUGUGCUCUCAGCGGCCGCUCUUCUGCACGAGAAAUUCACUGCGGCUGCUCCAGCAGGAGCUCCCGAGGCUGCGGGCACAGAGCAGCGCGGCCCUGCCUGCCCCCGGCCCUGCCUGCCGUGUGCGGGUCCUGCCGUGUGCGGGGUUCAUCCGUGUGCGGGGUUCAUCCGUGUGCGGGUCCCACCGUGUGCGGGGUUCAUCCGUGUGCGGGGUUCAUCCGUGUGCGGGUCCUACCGUGUGCAGGGUUCAUCCGUGUGCGGGGUUCAUCCAUGUGCGGGUCCUGCCGUGUGCGGGGUUCAUCCAUGUGCGGGUCCUGCCGUGUGCGGGGUUCAUCCGUGUGCGGGGUUCAUCCGCGUGCGGGUCCUGCCGUGUGCGGGGUUCAUCCGUGUGCGGGGUUCAUCCAUGUGCGGGGUUCAUCCGUGUGCGGGUCCCACCGUGUGCGGGGUUCAUCCGUGUGCGGGGUUCAUCCGUGUGCGGGUCCUGCCGUGUGCGGGGUUCAUCCGUGUGCGGGGUUCAUCCGUGUGCGGGUCCCACCGUGUGCAGGGUUCAUCCGUGUGCGGGGUUCAUCCAUGUGCGGGUCCUGCCGUGUGCGGGGCUCAUCCGUGUGCGGGGUUCAUCCGUGUGCGGGGUUCAUCCAUGUGCGGGUCCCACCGUGUGCGUCAUCUGUGUCGGGUUCAUCCGUGUGCGGGUUCAUCCUGUGGGGUUCAUCCAUGUGCGGGUCCUGCCGUGUGCGGGGCUCAUCCGUGUGCGGGGUUCAUCCGCGUGCGGGGUUCAUCCGUGUGCGGGGUUCAUCCAUGUGCGGGUCCUGCCGUGUGCGGGGUUCAUCCAUGUGCGGGUCCUGCCGGUGGGGGGUUUCCGUGUGCGGGGUUCAUCCAUGUGCGGGUCCUGCCGUGUGCGGGUUCAUCCGUGUGCGGGGUUCAUCCAUGUGCGGGUCCUGCCGUGUGCGGGGCUCAUCCGUGUGCGGGGUUCAUCCGUGUGCGGGGUUCAUCCAUCAAUUGACCUGGUGUUCCCGCUCUGUGAGGUGAUUGGCCUGGUGUUCCCGCUCUGUGAGGUGAUUGGCCUGGUGUUCGCGCUCUGUGAGGCAAUUGGCCUGGUGUUCCCGCUCUGUGAGGCAAUUGGCCCGGUGUUCCGGCUCUAUGAGGCGAUUGGCCCGGUGUUCCUGCUCUCCGAGCCGCAGGUGGGGCGGGAGCGGCACCGGGAGCGGGCGGAGCGGCUCUGCCCGGCCCCUCCCCGCCCGGCCCGGCCCGCGCUGGCCCCGCGCCCGGCGGGGCUGUGGCGGCGGACGAGGCGCGCUCCGCGCCCGCCUCCCCUGGCGAGCGGCGCCGGGCGGGCGGCGAUGGACGGGCAGCCCCCGGCGGGCCCCGCCGCGCCGCGCUGGAGGCGGCGAGCGACCCCCCGCCCGCCGCCGCUCGCCUGGAGCAAGCCGCGGCCGCAGUCGUACCAGAGCCCCAGCGGAGUGCUCGUCACCGACUUCCCCGUGGAGGACAGGUGCGCCUUCUCCGUGACUCAGCCCGACAGCACCCGCAACCGCUCGCCCGGCAGCCCCGCCAUGGGAUCGGUGUCCAACGGGACCGUGCGGCCGCCGGGCUCCCCCGCGCUGUCCCCGGACCGGCGCUCCCGGGUGCUCGCCUUGGCUCCGGACAGCCCCGUCGGUUCGACCGCCAACGGCACGGUCUCCCCGCCGGGCAGCGGGCAGGGCCGCCGGCCGCGGCCGCCCAGGAACGCGGGGCUGCCCGCGCUGGCCCCGCAGCAGGAGCGGAUCGUGUUCGGAGCCAGCGCUCAGCCCGCACCGUGCCCCCGGGCUGCCGGGCCCCCGGAGGAGCCGGGGAUCCCCGGGCGCGGCCGGGCUGCCGGGCCCCCGGAGGAGCCGGUGGUGUCCCGCGGGCCGCCGGCCGUGCCGUGCGCGGAGCCCCCCGCGCUGCUGAGCACGCACAGCCCCGCGGCGCGCAGGGUGGGCUCGCAGCAGCUGAUCCCCCGCAGCCUGGCCGAGAGCCGGCCCGCGGGCCGCGCCCAGGGCCACGAGCGGGGCCUCAAGGCGCGCAGCCUGGUGGAGACCCCCCGGCCGGCCCUGGGCAGCGACCCCGAGGACGAGCCCGAGGGCGGCCCGGGCGCGCUGCGGCGCGGGCUGCGCUCCACGUCCUACCGCCGGGCCGUGGUCAGCGGCGUGGAUCUGGACGGCUCCGCCAACUGCAAGAAGAAAAACAGAAUGUCCCAGCCCAUCCUGAAAGCGGUGGUUGAAGAUAAGGAGAAGUUCUCGAGCCUGGGGAGGAUAAAGAAGAUGCUGAAAGGACAAGGGACGUUUGAUGGGGAAGAAAAUGCUGUAUUAUAUCAGAACUAUAAGGAGAAAGCUCUGGACAUAGAUUCUGAUGAGGAGUCUGAGCCCCAAGAGCAGAAAUUGGAUGACAAGGUUGUUUUUCACUAUAAGCCCCUGAGGUCGACGUGGAGCCAGCUCUCUGUGGUGAAGAAGAAUGGCCUGUCAGAAGCCAUCAGCCAGGAGGAAAGGAAGAGACAGGAGGCGAUAUUUGAGGUGAUAUCUUCUGAGCACUCCUAUUUGCUGAGCCUGGAGAUUCUGAUCCGGAUGUUUAAAAAUUCCAGGGAACUGAGCCUCACAAUGACCAAAACAGAGAGCCACCACCUCUUCUCCAACAUCACCGAUGUUUAUGAAGCAAGCAAAAAGUUCUUUGAAGAGCUGGAGGCCAGGCACCAGAACAACAUUUUCAUCGAGGACAUCAGCGACAUCGUGGCCAGGCACGCGGGCUCCACCUUCGACCCCUACGUGAAGUACUGCACCAACGAGGUGUACCAGCAGCGCACCCUGCAGAGACUGCUAGCCACAAACCCAGCGUUCAAGGAGGUGCUGUCCCGGAUCGAGUCCCACGAGGAGUGCCGGAACCUGCCCAUGAUCUCCUUCCUCAUCCUCCCCAUGCAGAGAGUCACUCGUCUGCCCCUGCUGAUGGAUACUAUUUGCCAGAAAACCCCCAAGGAUUCAGCAAAAUACGAGAACUGCAAGCAGGCUCUGAAGGAAGUCAGCAAGCUCGUGCGUCUGUGCAACGAGGGCGCCCGCAAGAUGGAGAGGACGGAGAUGAUGUACACCAUUAACUCCCAGCUGGAAUUCAAAAUCAAGCCAUUUCCAUUGGUUUCCUCUUCACGGUGGUUGGUGAAAAGGGGUGAAUUAACAGCAUAUGUAGAAGACACUGGACUUUUUUCCAAAAGAACCUCUAAGCAGCAGGUGUACUUCUUCCUCUUCAAUGAUGUCCUCAUCAUCACCAAGAAGAAGAGCGAGGAGAGCUACAACGUGACCGAGUACUCGCUGCGGGAGCAGCUGCUGGUGUUGCCCUGCGAUGGGGAGGAGCCCGGGCCCGGCUCCUCUCCCGGGAGGAGCGCCCCGGGGAUGCUGCACUCGGGCAGGAGCGCUGCCUCGCACCUCUUCAGGCUCCUGCUGCUCAGCAACCACGCCGGGGACAGGGUGGAGAUGCUCCUGGGAGCAGACACUCAGAGUGACAGAGCCCGCUGGAUCACGGCGCUGGGCCAGGACAGCGAUGGGCAGCACACGGACAGGACCACCCUGGCUCAGGUGGAGACCAUCAGAACGUACACAGCCAAGCAGGCCGAUGAGCUCUCUCUCCAAGUCGCUGAUGUCGUUUUGGUUUAUCAAAAAGUGAAUGACGGCUGGUACGAGGGGGAGCGGCUGCGGGACGGCCAGAGGGGCUGGUUCCCCUCGGAGUGUGCCAAGGAGAUCACCUGCAGGGCCACGCUGGACAAGAACAUGGAGCGCAUGGGGCGCCUGCUGGGGCUGGAAACCAACGUGUAGCUGUGUCCUCACCCCCGGCUGGGGGCUGCUCCAGGACAGGGGACAGCAGCACCCUGGAGACUCGGGAUCCCUGCUCUGACAGCUCCGAGCUGAGCCCUGGCCCAGCAGCAGCCCCUUGCAGCAAUGUCUCGGGC